AUGAUGAGUGAGGGCAAAACUUCUACACCUGAACCAGAGAUCCCCGUCACCAUUGCCAUGUCUUCAGGACUCCUCUUCAAGCAGGAACAGCAGAGCUAUGGCCCUGCCUUCAAUUUUGUCAAGGCUCUGAAGGCAGUCAAUGCUGAACUCAGAAACCAUUACCCUGAGAGUGAGGAGCUCUUUAAAGUCAUACUCAUCGAUGACAGCUCAUCAUCAGACUUUCUCAUGGAUCAGAUCCGUGAACAUGAACUUAUCACUCUGUUACCUGUGACUGAAGAUCAGCUUGUGAAUGAGUUAAGAAACAAAACCCACCUGUACCUGUCUGAUGAACCAAACAGGUUGAAGGUUCAGGAAGCUUUGAAUGGAGGUGUAGCAGCUGCUAUCAUGUCCACCCCAACAAACAUCAUCACAGAGUCUGAGAAUCAGCUGCGUGUUGCCUUUGAUGGUGACGCUGUCCUCUUCUCUAAUGAGUCAGAGCUCGUGUUCAAGAGUGGUGGACUACAAGAAUACUUGAAGAAUGAGGAGCAAAAUGUUGAAAAUACAAUGAAUGGGGGACCAUUCAAAGGAUUCUUGGAGGUUUUAAUAAAACUGCAGAAAAAGUUGCAUAAUAGAGGCCUGUACAAGAAGUGUCCCAUUCGUACCUACCUGGUGACAUCUCGAGGGGCAGGCUGUGACGGCUACAGAGCUUUAAACACUCUGCAGACCUGGGGUCUGGAGCUUGAUGAAGCUGUGUUUGUGGGAGGGGCUGACAAAGGUCCUACACUGCAGAGGAUCAAGCCUCACCUCUUCUUUGAUGACCAGCAGUGUCACGUUGGUGCUGCAUUGGAGGUCGGCACAGUGGCAUGUCUGGUGCUCUCACCAAACUAACAAUAAAUAGCAAUCUGUUGAUUGGAUUUUAUAACUGCUGGAAAUAUAUGAACUUGAAAAGUAUGUUUCCAUAAUGCUUCAUAAAUGCAAAUAAAUUAA
Neolamprologus brichardi is the source of this 966-nucleotide messenger RNA. NCBI's taxonomy places the organism in Eukaryota, Metazoa, Chordata, Actinopteri, Cichliformes, Cichlidae. The record is from RefSeq and is a predicted model, not a curated record.